AAAGCUCAGGCUGUCACGGUUGUAGCUGCGAGGUAACGGCACAUUAGCCUCGACAGUCGUAAUUGUCUCUUGGCUUGGGAUGUUCAUAAUAUUUGUAAUUAAUUUUGCAAUGUCUGUCAGCAAAAGGCCGUGGCUUUUAAAACAGGAAGAACAACGUAUUGUAAGUCAACGAGAGCCAACCUUUAACGUUAAUUCGGCGUGUGUCCAAAACAACAAGAAACUGUUCUUCCUUUGAUAUUUCUGCUUUUCCUGGGGAAAUGUGAGGCUACUUCCUGGGUCUGUCCCCGCAGGUGACAGUGGGCUGAGACCUUUCCAAAGGCUGGCUUUUCGUUGAUAGCAGAGAUGAACACCUUCAAGCAGAGAGCCAGGGGUCUAGUGGUCGCCUACGAUGACAGUCUGGAGCAGCAAAUUGUGGGACAAGGCUCCAGCAUGGCAUGUAGAGAUGAUGAGCUAUGGAAGCAGGUGGAGGGGCUGCUGAAGGCUGGGGAUGCUCAGGAGAUGCACUGCCUCGCCCUGGACCCACUGAAGGUGAUGGAGGAGUCACUAGUGGCAGCAGCAGUAACGGCCCCCGGUGGUGGACAAGUCAAAGGCAGAGGAGGGCUGCGAGGCCUGGCUAAAGCUUUUGAAGUCCUCGAACAAGCGGCCCUGAACCUAUAUCUCGGCCCCUGGAGGGAAGAGUAUAAAGCUGUCAAGAUGUACUCUGGUGUGUUUACCCACUCUAUCAAGCCGGUGCUGUCGAUGCCACAGGUUGAGAAACUGUUCGGUCUUUUAGGAUACCAGCCCAGCUCGGAUCGGCCAGAGCAGCUUCGUCUCCAGUCACCCAGAAUAAAGCCCGGCGCUCUGAACAACCUUCUUUGCUUGUCUUGUGCCUUCUUCUUGGCCCGCUGUGAGUGUCACCUCCUCCUGACGGCUCUGGGGAGGCACGCUGGGGAGACCCAGUGGGAGCUGAGUGUCGUGAGAGAGAGGCAGAGAGGAAACAACCUACAGGUUGCCUUGGAUAACACUGAGAAGUUGUUGGUGAAUCUGUAUGAUGGUGAAGCGGACAUGGAUCUGUACACAGAUGAGCAGGUUAAUGGCAGCCAAAGUGAGGCGGUUGUCAGUGACGAUGCAACUCCCCACUCUGUAUCCUGGAUGACUCAAAGCAGUGCAUCACCCCAAGCUGCCAGAACAUACAACAGCGGAGUGUCAUCCAUGUCCCUGCACACCAGCGAACACGCCUGCAUCUCUACACUCAGCUGCCAGCUGAUAUCACCUUUGGAGUCCGAUGCUGACAGGAGCUCCUCAGCCGGCAAGAGGCAAGGCAGACGUGCCUGUGAAGAGUCAAGGAUUGACACGGCAGAUUUACAGUCACAGUUAGAUGUGGCUGGGCUUAUCAAGAGGGAAGCCAAACACCUCUGCAUCUGUCACCGGUCUCCUGAUCCUUAUCUUCAACACUGUGUUGAUUGCAGAGCCUUUCACAAUAUCACCUGUGCCUUGCUUAAGGGUUGCCUGGCAGGGGGUCACCAUGUGUUAAACCCUGACAGGAAGAGGGAAGAAAUAGAGGAGUCUGGAUCAGUGUCAUCACAGAGCAAAAGCCUCAGAGUGACUGACAUGAGAGCGCCACCGACUCUCACCGGCAGCAGUGCAGCAGUGUCCUCCUCACUUCUGUGCGAUGACCCUGAAUCAAUAAUUACAGCUGUUCAUCCAAUCACCUACCAUGACUGCUGCAACCUCAACCGGCUGGACCCUCAAGUCCUGUGUGUCAGCUGUGGUGUCUUCCACUCUCAUUCCUGCCCAGGGAUGAGAGACUUCUGCCAAACUCAGCACACCAUCAAACAACUGGGGUUGUGCAUAUGUGGGAAGCGAUGCACCAGAAAGCCUCUGGUUCUGUGCAGGUAUUGUGGAAAUGAGUACUGUAUUAAUUGUUGGUACAGAAGCCCUGUUGUGUGCAGCUGUGGUCAAACAUUUGACCAGUCAUCCCCUGUGUGAGCUCUAGUGAAGCACAACUAGUGAAAUCACAGCGCCUUAAAUUUGUACUACAGACCCAGUAAAUCAGAAGCUCACAUGCUGCCUUGACAAGUGCUGAAGUGCCGUAUGAAGUGUGCUUCAGUUUGUCUUCUUUCUUUCUUUACUGUCCUCCAGUUACUGUGUAAAUGGGCAUAUAUAAAAUAUUGUGUGUAUUGAUGACACAAAGUUGUGAUCACAGUUUGUUCCUGUAGAGAUGGACAGAUGGUGUUAAAGCUUGUUUGACUUCAGUGAAGUGUAGAGCUGCUGGAGCUUGUGUCAAGUGAAGAGAACCUGACCACUGGUGCUUCACUGAGCCAGGGAGUUAUUAAAGUUUGGCAGUUGAACUGUACGACAGGCACAUCAGUGGAAUAAGAUGAGAGGAUCAUCACCAGAAAGCCACGUAUGAGAGAAAUCCUCCUAGUUCUAAUGUAAUCAGAGGAUUAGCAUCGUUUGAUGACUGUCACAUUGCAGUACGACUCCUGUGACUUCUAUAAGUAUCAACCCACUGCACGCUGACACUGGACCUUCAAUCUAAAACUGUUCAGCCAGUGAAGAGCACUAGUGCCUCAGCUCCAGUCUGCAAGUGUUGCUCUGAGUUUUACAAGCCACCAGAUGUCACUGUGCUUUCUUUGCUUGAAGCCCUGACGCGUUCAGUCUUUACCUGGCACAAGCAGAAAGACCCAAAGCUUCACAAGUCACAUCUCCAUUUCUUAAGUCACUUAAAUGUUCUUUGGUGCAAAGCACAAGUUGGUGUUCGUCUGCAUUUGUUGCCAGGACACAGACUGGGGUACAAAGGGUCAAUGCGACAUUUAGUAUCUGUGUUACAUGUAUGUUUUAUAAUACACGAGCAAGUGAGUUUGUUGACAGUGGAAUUAUAUUUGAAAGAGCCCCUGAACAAACCAGUUAUAUGUCAGAUUAUAGUUUUCCUAACUAAUUAAAUAAAGGCCUUUCUCAGAA
Messenger RNA from Monopterus albus (swamp eel), 2943 nucleotides. RefSeq names its product spermatogenesis associated 2-like (gene spata2l). Lineage: Eukaryota; Metazoa; Chordata; Actinopteri; Synbranchiformes; Synbranchidae. The record is from RefSeq and is a predicted model, not a curated record. The coding region runs from base 343 to 1968 and encodes 541 amino acids. Gene Ontology annotation, cellular component: cytoplasm. The transcript is spliced from 4 exons.